AUGAAGAGGACUAGUCUGCCCAACCAUGGAUUCCACCAAUAUGGCAUUGGCUCGACGGCUUACGAUGGAGUAUCCUCCUUUGCGGGCCAUGGUCCAAUGGUUCAUGUGCCCCUCUCACAGAGCUGGGGCGCUCCCGAACGUACCUUUGCGGCUGGACGUGUUGCUGCAGGAUGCUACCUUAUGCACGCAAGCGAAAUCAAGAUCACUACCGUACCAGAGAAGCGGAUUCUUCGCAAUGUCGUGGACCGUUGA
Plenodomus lingam JN3 is the source of this 252-nucleotide messenger RNA. The record is from RefSeq and is a predicted model, not a curated record. Lineage: Eukaryota; Fungi; Ascomycota; Dothideomycetes; Pleosporales; Leptosphaeriaceae.